AUGUCGGACACCGAGGAAAUAGUGGAGGAGUACGAGCAGGAGGAAGACGAGGAAGAAGAAGAAGAAGAAGAAGUUGAAGAAGUUGAAGAAGUUGAAGAAGUUGAAGAGGAGCAAGAGGAGGAUGAAGUAGAGAAGACGGAAAGGCCCGCAGAGGAGAGUGAGCACGAGGAGGACUCCAAGUGGCGGCCCAAGGCGACUUAUGUGCCCAACAUCGCUCCUCCGAAGCUCCCCGAUGGCGAGAAGGUGGAUUUUGACGACCUGCAUCGCAAGAGGCUGGAGAAGGACUUCAACGACCUCCAGACGUUGAUCGAGUCGCACUUCUCCACGCGCCAGAAGGAGGAGGAAGAGCUGAUCGCGCUGCGCAACCGCAUCGAGCGCCGCCGCUCCGACCGCUCGGAGCAGCAACGCGUGCGCUCCGAGCAGGACCGAGAGCGGCAAGCGCGUCUGGCCGAGGAGAGGGCGCGGCGCGAGGACGAAGCGGCGAGGCUGCGCGCGGACGAGGAGGCGAAGAAGAAGAACAUCUUCACCAACAAGUCAUUCGGCGGAUACCUGCAGAAGGUGGACCAGAAGAAGGGCAAGAAGCUGACCGCGCGGGAGGAGAAGAAGAAGGCGCUGAUGGACAGGCGGAAGCCGCUCAACAUCGACCACCUGAACCAGGAGAAGCUCGCGGAGAAGGCGCGAGACCUUUGGGAGUGGCUCCACCAGCUGCACGCGGAUAAGUUCGAGCUGGCCGAGAAGCUCAAGAGGCAGAAGUACGACAUCUACUUGCUGCGGAACCGGGUCAGCGACCACCAGAGGGGCUCCAAAGCGUCCAAGACCUCCCGCGUGGCCAAGGGCAAGUCCGGCUCCUGGAAGUGA
Anoplopoma fimbria (sablefish) is the source of this 858-nucleotide messenger RNA. It is a transcript of the gene tnnt2c, whose product is annotated as troponin T2c, cardiac. Gene Ontology annotation, molecular function: tropomyosin binding; troponin C binding; troponin I binding. The coding region runs from base 1 to 858 and encodes 285 amino acids. The transcript has a single exon. NCBI's taxonomy places the organism in Eukaryota, Metazoa, Chordata, Actinopteri, Perciformes, Anoplopomatidae. Gene Ontology annotation, cellular component: troponin complex. Gene Ontology annotation, biological process: sarcomere organization; cardiac muscle contraction; regulation of muscle contraction. The record is from RefSeq and is a predicted model, not a curated record.